Molecule: messenger RNA, 9030 nt
Organism: Dicentrarchus labrax (European seabass)
Lineage: Eukaryota; Metazoa; Chordata; Actinopteri; Moronidae
Gene: dyrk1b
Product: dual-specificity tyrosine-(Y)-phosphorylation regulated kinase 1B
Exons: 13
Coding region: 3709-5934 (741 amino acids)
Biological process (GO): peptidyl-serine phosphorylation; peptidyl-threonine phosphorylation; protein autophosphorylation
Cellular component (GO): nucleus
Molecular function (GO): protein serine/threonine kinase activity; ATP binding; protein serine/threonine/tyrosine kinase activity
Source: RefSeq, a predicted model, not a curated record
UUUUUAGCUGUGACCGGUUUACACUGUGGUCAGCUGUUUUCAGUGUGUGGGAGUAACAGUGAUUUGAACCAUAGGUUCUUGAGUCUCUGUAGAUUACCAUGGAAAGCUGCAGAAACUGUAGUCAGAGGUACACUACAAAGCCAGAAUGCAGUAACUACACUUGCUGAGGGUUGCCUUGGAAUUUAGCUCUGUUUUGCAAAAUAAAUAACCAAAUUUGUUGUUACUGCACAUAAUAGAAAAAGAUAUGGAAGGCUGAGAGCAUAGUUCAAUAUGACAAUGCAGCGGUUAAAUUGCAGCAAUGACAACAGAAUAAGCAGUCUUGUUGAAAGUGUACUGCUGGUUCAUCCCUGUCCCCAGAAUGAAUCCAGGAUUAUCAGGGGAAACCAUACCAUGGUACAGCAGGCAAUUACAGUAAGCAAGCUCACAUACUGACUGAUUAAUCUGCACAGGUUAAAGUUUAAAAUUACAUGAAAAAGGGAGAAGUCAAGUGACACACAUUUCUCAGUGAGCUGUAUUUGAGGGUAGAUUUUCCUUUAAGGAGCUGUCAGCUGGUUUAUGACACUGUUUGUGUGCUGAGCUGUUCCCAGGCAGCAUUGUGCCUGAUUUAGCCAGAAUGCUCGGAUAGCAACAGCAACUUUUAGCUUUGGCUGGGGUUAUGAGGAGAAGUCAGACAUCUCAGCUGUAGAGAGUCACUCAGUGACCAUGUGCUUCUGGAAGCCUUUUGCCCCGUUCCCCCGGCUCCAUCUCCACCCCUCCCCCCUCUUUCCAUUUCUACCUGACAUCUUCAAACUAUUUCCGCGUCAUUCCUGCCUCGCGCCGUUUGAAGACACACUGAGAAACUAAGCCAACGCCCCUCCCACAGACCCGUCCGCUACCCUAUCACACACAGGGACGGGACUUUAUGUAGCCAAUCAGAUCACAGCUGCCGUAGCGUCGGGUAGCAACAGAGCCCGUAGAGGGUGCCUGCUGAGUGAGGGUAGAGGCUGCCUUUACCCGAGCACAGAGAAGUUGGAACAUGUUGAAAGACUGAAUGAACAAACAGCCUUUACGUGUUACAUGGUAGCAGUAAUACAAGCUCAUAUAUUUAAUGCUGAUUUGCCAUAUUUAUAAAAUAUAAUAUUAAAAACUGCUGUGAGUGUAUUUUGAAUGUUUGUUGCGGGGGCAGCCUAUGUAUUAAUACACAUAUCUGUUGUAUAAGGGAGUACAUUUUAAUGGCGCUUAUCAAUAUAGACCUAUGUCCCUUAUUUAUUUUUAAUUUUUUUCAUUUUACCGCCCUCUGGCCCGGUUCUUCACAAACAUUUAACAAUGAGCUUGCUCAGACCAUAAGCUGUACUUAAUUUACAGUUACUUUUGCAAACCUUAAGGAAAUGGGGCUUGGAAUAGGUUUAGAAAAGUAAGACUUUUUUGAGUUGGUGGGAUUUUUUUUUUUUUUUAAGUAUUUAUCAAUCGGUCUUCAUCCAUAAAAUGCUAUCAUGGGUUUAAGUAAAGGUUGUCUAUGCAUGCGUGUAUAUAAAGUUCCAGUAUAUAUAUCCCGCUGUUACUAUAAAUGGACAGGACAUGAGAGAUCCUGGAGCGGACUACUGCGGUCAGAUGGAAGGUUACUGUCCCGCUAACUCACCCGGCUCGUCGACGUUGUUUCAUUAAAGCAGUCGGCCUCUGACUGCUGCUCGAUAACAUUCCUUGUAAAAUGUCGUUAAUGUCACGUUUUCGUCCCGUAUGUGUAUCUACUGUGGUUUUACCGGUAGCUUAUAUGUGAGUCUGCGCCAGACAGAUCAGCUCCGACCCCCGCCACAGGCAUAUGGUAUAGUCCCUAUGGCAGGGUUGGGGGGACCGUGUGGGAGAGGAGCACGGAUUCCGUCUAACGGAGAAGCACGGAAAGGGAAACGGGCGAGAAACAUGAGUCGAAAUCGCCCUUGUGAUGGUUUCCAUCUUGAAGGAAUAAAAAAUCUCCCUCACUGCUGAGAGGGACGAGUGGAGGAGGACGUUAGUGUUAGAGAAAAGAGCGGAAGGAGACGGAAGAAGAGGCGCCUUAACGAGCGAUCAAAGGCGCCCGACAGCAAGCUCAGGAACUUCACUGGAUUUGGUUUCUUUACUUCGAGGCGACUCUCAAGUUUUGGGUUUUGCAGUUGAGACUUUUACUUUAGUGUGAUUACCUCAGACGCGGACUUCUUCCUGGAUCGAGUUGGUAAACAGAGGACAAUAUCGGAAGUACAAGUUUGGAAGUACAAUGCAGGCCGUCCGCGGCUUCUCCUGUCUCUUCAGCACGGGGAAACAUCUGGUAUCUAACCCCAGAUACUGGAUCUAAACCUUUGUCUCCCGAUCGCUUUCUUUCGGCAGCGUGCAGAUGAAGUGCAGUGUCCCUGCUUCUACGUCGCGUUGUCUCUGCAGACAGACCUGUUGGACUGUGGAUAUCCAGUUAGAGUAACUUUCUCUGGAACUACACUCUCUGCGAAAUCAACACGUUGCAGGGGACAGGGUUGUUUACAUGUGUUUCUUGUCACAGAGACAUCCUGUAUGGUGUAUGGGCAAUGCAUUAUUGUUUGUCUUUUUGAACGUGCUCCUUCUCACCCCAGCAGAGGCCGACCACCUCCUCCUGUAGGCGGGUGAAGGGGAGCAAUCCACACAGGUUGUGUAACAUUGCCAGUGGAGGGCUGUGUGUGUCACUGGAUUAUCUGAGUGAUAACAUCACUAUACACUGCUCUACUCUGUCCAGUGACGAGUCCCCCCAGAAAGCGGCAGUAAUUGGAGCUAUUUUUAGCGUAGGAUGGGGUAAAAGCAGGCAGCUGGAAACCCAACUCCCCUCCACCUCCUUUUCUUCCACCCCUUCUGUCACACUACCUCGCUCAGCCCACCUGGCAGUAUGCUGGGCGAGUCUGGUUAGCACAGACUUGACUUACAGCUAGUUAAGGUGUUUUGCAUGUAGUCUUGAAGAAAAAAAGAAAAACUGGAUGAACUUAUUCCGCUGAUCUCUUGGAUCCAUAUACUGGCCAUGGAGUCUUAGUAAACUGGGAAUACUAACUGUACUGUACUGGACACAUAAACUGUACUGGAUUACUACUAAGAUGUCUGAAGAACUACUAGCAUAAGCAAGUAGAGUAUAUGCCUUUACUCCUGGGACAUUUCGCUCAAACUCUUAAUCAGAGUGGCCACUCUUUAACAUACUGUUAGAGAAGAAAGGCCUACUUUUGACUUAAAAUAUCAGUCACCAGCGAUCUGCAGCAGUACAGACCUACAGCACCCAGAAAGAAUGCAUGAAACUGCCGAAACCAACGUAACAAAAAGCUAACCUGACUAACCAAAUAUUCUAUUUCCCCCCACUCCCUAGACAGAGAAACCCAAUAUAUGUAGAAUGGGAUAUUUAUAUCUAUAGUGUAACUCCACAGAACACAGAGAUUACUUCCUUUAUAUUUUUACUUAAGAGAGACAAGCUGCCUGUAUACCAGUUGGUUGCCUUAGAAACCACAGUCACAAAAUAAUAAAAAAAAAAGAAAAAAGCCAGAGAAGACGGUGCCUUUUGAUUGGUUGGUCGGUUUCCCACCAUUUCAAGAUUCAUUGAUUUAUUUGGAUGUAAACGGUUAAAAGUGAAGUCUAGGAUUGAAAACGCAUCCAAUGACAGUUACCUAAACCCCGACAAACUCUGUGCAUCUGUCAAAGUUGUUUUGAUUGACAGUAUUUCCCUGCUGGAUUGAACAAUUGCCAAGCAUUUCCAUGGUGAUCACAUCCUCAUCCGUGGAGGAGAAGACUGUGCCCUCUUGCAGGAUGGUCCAAUCAGAACCCUGGAUCACCUCUGCCCUGCUGCGCAAGAACAAGAGUGUAAGCAGCUCAGGAUGUCCGCCCACCUCCUCCUCCUCCUCCUCCUCCUCCUCCUCCUCCUCCACUGCCCAGGGCUUCUCCCUCGCUGAGCCAGCCAUGACCAGCCAGCACACACAUACACACCCCUCCUUCAGCUCCAUCCACUCCAUGGCCGAGCAGCAGCAGGUGCUGUCUGAUAUGACCAUACUCCAGCGGAGGAUCCCCCCCAGUUUCAGAGACCCUGCCAGCGCCCCACUAAGGAAACUCUCUGUUGACCUCAUCAAAACUUACAAGCACAUCAAUGAGGUGUACUAUACUAAGAAGAAGCGGCGGGCCCAGCAGGUCCCUCCAGAGGACAGCAGCACCAAGAAGGAGAGAAAAGUGUACAAUGAUGGCUACGACGACGACAACUAUGACUAUAUUGUCAAAAAUGGAGAAAAGUGGCUGGACCGCUAUGAGAUAGACUCGCUGAUUGGGAAGGGCUCCUUUGGACAGGUGGUGAAGGCCUAUGACCACCAUGAGCAGGAAUGGGUUGCUAUUAAGAUCAUUAAGAACAAAAAGGCAUUUCUAAACCAGGCACAGAUUGAACUACGCCUGCUGGAGCUCAUGAACAAGCAUGACACUGAGAUGAAAUAUUACAUAGUCCACCUGAAGCGUCACUUUAUGUUUAGGAAUCAUCUCUGUUUGGUGUUUGAGUUGUUGAGCUACAACUUGUAUGAUCUGCUGAGGAACACCAACUUCAGAGGAGUCUCCCUCAAUCUCACCAGGAAAUUUGCACAGCAGCUCUGUACAGCUUUACUAUUCCUGGCCACUCCAGAGCUGUCAAUCAUCCACUGCGACCUGAAACCAGAGAACAUCCUGCUGUGUAACCCCAAGAGAUCUGCAAUCAAGAUAGUUGACUUUGGAUCCUCCUGCCAGCUCGGACAGAGGAUCUAUCAGUACAUCCAGAGCAGGUUUUACCGCUCUCCUGAGGUUCUGUUGGGAAUGCCAUAUGACCUGGCCAUUGACAUGUGGUCUCUGGGAUGCAUCCUGGUAGAGAUGCACACAGGAGAGCCUCUCUUCAGUGGCUCCAAUGAGGUUGACCAGAUGAAUAAGAUUGUGGAGGUUCUGGGGGUCCCACCCAGCCACAUGCUGGAUGCAGCUCCUAAAGCUAGGAAGUACUUCGACAAGCUGUCAGAUGGUCUGUGGACAGUGAAGAAGAACAAGGACAUCAAGAAGGAGUAUAAGCCCCCAGCCACACGGCGUCUUCAUGAGAUUUUGGGUGUAGAGACUGGCGGCCCAGGGGGGCGGAGGUCAGGAGAGCCAGGACACGCCCCCUGUGACUACCUGAAGUUUAAAGACCUGAUCCUGCGCAUGCUGGACUACGACCCUAAAAGCCGUAUCACCCCAUUCUACGCCCUGCAGCACAAUUUCUUCAAGAAGACGACAGAUGAAGGAACCAACACCAGUUCAUCUACAUCCACUUCUCCUGCCAUGGACCACUCCCAUUCAACCUCCACUACUAGCUCUGUUUCUAGCUCUGGUGGCUCCAGUGGUUCUUCCAAUGACAACCGCAACUACCGCUACAGUAACCGCUACUACAACUCUGCUGUUACACAUUCAGACUAUGAGAUGACCAGCCCUCAGGCUCCCUCCCAGCAGCAGAUGAGGAUGUGGCCAGGCAGUGAUGGUGGAGGUGGGGGUCAGGACCCAGCAUACACCCAGUUGCUGCUUCACAAGCCGGCUGCCUCCCAACAACACCAGCGCCACUUCCUGGACCCGCCCCACCACCCCCACCCAACUUACUCCCACCACGGAAACGGUGGGCGUGGCCUGCGGCAGGGCGGACAGACGGGCAUCGGUGGAGGGGGGGGCCAGCAGGGAUCCUCGCCCCAGAUGAGUGACAGCAUGGAUGUGGGCGUGUCCCUAGGGCUGCACCACCUCGGGGCGGUGUCUUCCAUGGAGGCCUCUCAGUUUGGCUCUGCCUCCCUGCCCCUCGCUCUGCCAAUCGGACUGUCUGCCUUCCGGACUCGGACGGCCCCCACCGCCCCAGGGCCACAAGCCCCACCCCCUGAGGACUACUACCCUGCCUCCAACAACAAUAACCCCGCUGCGGGGGGCAGAGGGAGGCCGGACUCAGAUGAGGGGCCAGCCAACUCUUGAUAAAACCUGAACCAUGCCCUAAAGCCAUACAAUUUUAACUACAACUACUACAACUACACACAUUCAGCCAGAGUUCAGAGACAAAGAGGUGAACUUUGUGCUGAAGGAGACAGUUUGUACUGCAUGAGAGGAGGAGGGAGGAGGAGGAGGAGGAAGGAGGAGGAAGAUGCUGGGAAAACUCUCCUUUUAUCCUGUUUUAGUUUGUUGUCUUUUGUUGCGACUGUAAUUGGAAAGGAAUGAUUGUGACAAGUUUGUUUUUAUUAAUAUUAUUAUUGUUGUUUAAUAUUAUUUGAUUUUCUCGGGUUUGAGGAGUUGUGUGUUCUACUUGGUUGUUGUUUAAGCCUGGAGAGGAGGAGGAGGGUGAAGAAGAAAGAGAGAGGAGCCACGCUUUUCCAUCUUUCUCCAUAUGGUGGCAGUGGAAGGAGAGCACAUAUUCAUGUUCACAAUGGUUAGUUACGACAUUAGUAUGUUCAUAUGAACAGCUCCUAGACACGAGCAGUCUUGACACACGCACAUAUAUGUGUGUGUGUGUGUGUGUGUGUGUGUAUAUAUAUAUAUAUAUGUAUAUACACACACAUAUAUAUAUAUAUAUAUAUACAACCACAUAUAUACUGCUGCAUCAAGAAGACAGAAGGUGGUUUCAAAAGGAGAAAACACCAACAUGUAUGUGAUUCAGGACUCAUGGAUUCUCUCUCCUGUCAGUGUUAAACUCACUUUUCUUAGGGUUUGUGUCCUUCCUCUGUCGCUCUCCGCUCAGUUGUGACAGAGUACAGAGAGAGGGAGGGAGGUGGAGGGAGGAGAAGGUGACAGGACACUGAUGCCUUCCUGGCGCUCAUAGGGAUCUCCUCCUCCUCCUUAUCCUCCCCGCCUCCCUGCUCUCUUCUUCUUCUUCUCCUCCUCCUGUUGUGUUUCUCCUCCAGACAGCUCCUCCUCUCUGUGCUGCUAAUCACCAUGACAACUGGUCCGGAUUGCUGCUAAAGAUCCAACACAGAUCAAUAAAGAAAUAAAAAGAAAUAGAAACAGAAAUAAAAAAAACUUUUUAACCCUUCUGCUUAAGAGAAAAGGAUAAAGUAAGAACCACUGCAUCUCAAUGUAUUUAUUACUAUUUAACAUGAAAAAACAAACUGAAAGUAACCCUUUUUUCUGCUCUUCUUUGUUUGGUUGCCUUCUUUCUGCAGGUGAGCUCUGAUUGGCUAUUGUAACAGUGACAGUAACUGGUGACAUGGGAAUGCCACCGGUUGUGGGGGCUGGGUGGAGGGGAGGGGUUGGGGCAAAAUAAAGUUGGAUAUAUAAUAAGAAUAAAGAGUAUACUUUUGCACACCAAAGUCAAACAAACAUCAGAUCUCCGCUUUUCUUCCUACUAAUCUGAUCCACCAGCUCAUCCACAGGUCACACAGGACUUCUAUCGAGCCUUUACACCUUCUAUAGGAACCUAUGAAGAGUUACUAUUAUGGGAAAUCAAAAAAUCCGAUGGACACCUAAAGAGUUAAAAAUUCACUAAAUAGAAGCCUUAAAUAGGCUCAAAAUAUUUAACGUAACCAUGGACUAUGAUUGGCUAGAGAGGGCGUCAGAGCCGUAAACAUUCAGGGCUUAGUUCAAACCUAGGGGGGUCUGGGGUCAGUUUUUCUAAUUUAUAGCAGCUAUAUGCAUUAUUUUUAAAGCCAGUUGAGACAUCCCUAAAAUCACUUGGCAAACUCAUGAUAGUUGCCUAAGAAAAAAAAUCAUCCUGUACAUCUCCAUCAUUCUGAAACCACAUUAAGUGUUGAGGAUGACUAAUUUUCACUCCUGCCACAAAGGCAAAAAUUACUAUUUCUAUUAACUAUUUUUAAGUUAGAUAAUAUAUACACAACAUAGAUAGCGUAAGAAUUUGGAAUAAACAGCAUUAAUAAUAUUGGAACCUAUUUGUGUUACACUAUUCUGGAGUAGAAUUCACAGAAUUAAUUUUAAGCAUCUGCAUCUAUAUGUAAAUCCCUGCCAUAAUACUGUAAUAGAUGGUGAUAUACGGGUGAAUGUGUGGGAAAGAGCGAUUGUGGCAUGUGUAAAGGCGCUUUAAGUGGUCGGAAGACUACUCAAAGGACAGUCCAUUUACCAUGAUAUUUCCCCAGCAGUUCCACUGAUUUUCUAGUCCAGGCAGAGAGACUGAGUGGAAAUUACACAAAGUUGAAGUUAUUUUAAAAAGCUUUUAAAAAAGGGCUUUUGAGAAAACAUUUGGGGGCUGGAGCUCCAGAAGCCAGCCCGCCAACUCGGCCCAUGGCUGUUGUUGCUUUGUCUGAAUGAGCAGACAGUCGAUCAAUAACUGGCUGUUACAAAGUUACAAACUGACUGGGAUGUCAUUGAUAGAAUUUGGAAAAUAAUUAAAUUAACAUGAGCAGCAAAACACUCAUUGUUGAUAGAAGCAGGAUGAAAUAACAGUAUUUCAUCAUAUUGAGCUGAGCUUUAAAAUGUGUUGGAUUCAUUUACAAUUUUUUUUUCUCUUUAUUUAUAUGAUUCUUUCCUUCAUAUGGUCUUAGUGUUUGGUUGUUUAUUGUGCAAAGAAACUAAAUUAAUGAAGCUACAAAUACAUUCAGUAGAAAAGACAUUAAUUACAAUGCAGGCGAGGACAAUUAAAUAUAUUUUUAUUCUCCACCUGUGUGGAAAGUUGUCUUCAACCAAAAACAAGAUUCAGCAUCAUUAAAUACAGAGAAGCAGUUAGUAAAACAAGCACAUAGACAAGGCUGCAUUACACAUUUAGACACAGUUCAUGUCAGUGAAUCUAGUGAGUCACUUUGUAGGGUUAAAAAUACCAUAUGUCGCACUAGAGAACCAGCAUCUCAAUGGGAAGAGAAACAAAAUAAAACUCAACAAAAUAAGUCUUUGUAUUUCCACUAAAAGUUGUUGUUUUUGCCACUGACAGGCUCAGAUUGUUAUUCUAAGUGUCUGACAGCACUAUGGAAGGAUCCCUACAGACAUGGACCUUUUGUUUAACCAGGGGCAGCCAUAUCAAUAUCAAUCUCUACCAGGCUCCAUAGAAACAAAUGGUUAUUUUACCCUGUGUAUCAUUGUAACAUCCUAAUUUAAUUCAAAGUGGACAGAGAAAAUAAAACUCACCAAAACCAA